GGUCCGUGAAGCGCUGACUGUCUCCACUUCAAAGAAAACUGCGAUUUGACUUACAGUGUUGCAGCACGGUGAAGACGCUGAGUGGGCGGCGCGGACUUUUCUCUUCACAUAACUACUUUUCGUUGUCGCCUCCAUCUUUCAGUUUAGCUGGACUGCUGCUUUUGUGUAAGUCUUAAAGUUUCAAAAUGUCCAGCGACCUCAGGCCAAAGCUGUGCGUCUUAGAAAAAGGGGACGACGGCUACGGUUUUCAUCUCCACGGCGAAAAGAACAAGCUAGGUCAGUUCAUCCGGCAUGUGGAAGCCGACUCUCCUGCCGCCGAGGCGGGUCUGAUGGCCGGGGACAAACUGGCGUUCGUGAACGGGGAGAAUGUGGAGGACGAGAAGCAUCAACAGGUGGUGUCCCGCAUACGAGGCAUCACGGGCAAACUAGAGCUCAUCGUUGUGGACGCAGAGACCGCAAAUCUGCUGCAGAAGCACAACAUGAAGUGCCAGAAAGAGUAUCUGACUGAUGGGAUACCGAUACCGAGCAGUGCUGAAUCGGGCCAUGAAGAGGAGAUGAAGAACGGGACACCAAGGGAGUCCACCCCCGUCCCGGAGACAAAUGGGGACAUACGCAUGGAUAGACUGAGCGUGAGCUCCAAGGAAUCAAAGAACGAGCUGCGUCCACGUCUCUGUCACAUGAAGAAGGGUGCCACCGGAUAUGGCUUUAACCUGCACACAGAGAAGUCAAAACCUGGCCAGUACAUCAGGGCGGUGGAUGAGGACUCCCCAGCAGAGAAAUCUGGACUUCGGCCCCAAGAUAAAAUAGUGGAGGUGAAUGGCGUUCCGGUGUACACAAUGCACCAUUCAGAGGUGGUGGCGACCAUCAAGGCAGGAGGAGAUGAGACCAGACUGCUGGUGGUGGAUCCUGAGACAGACGCCUUCUUCAGAAGCUGUGAUGUCCUUCCAACUGAGAAUCAUCUCACAGGUCCUCUCCCAGAGUCUCUUUCCAGCCGUGAUGCAGAAGAUCAGGUGAAUGGAAAAGCAAGCCAGGAAGAAAAGCCUAAAGUAGCUAUGAGUUUGUCGACCUCCAGCACCUCCUCCAACACCUCCUCUUCUGCAGCUCCGGCCAGCACCUCCGCACCAGAGGAGAAACCAAAAGCAAAGGCCUCGAGUGAUGACGCAGGACUAUCUCUGAACAUAUCGCUGCAGCAGGCCAAGGAACGCGCUCACCAGAAACGCUCCAACAAGAGAGCCCCACAGAUGGACUGGAGCAAAAGAAACGAGCUCUUCAGCAACCUCUGAGCCUCCUUUGUGCCUCCCCUCUUCCUCUCACCCACUUCUUUUCAUCUGUUUUUCUUUACUUCCUCUCCCCCUUUUUACAAUUGUCUGUCCCCUCAUGCCUCUCUGCUCCUUUGUUCUCUCUUUAGGUACACUUGCACACAAUUAGAAACCCUUUCACAUGUAUAUUUUAAACCAGUGUUAUUUUGUCUCUGUGAUUUCUGAAUCUGUUGAUCAACUUUUGACUUGAUUUACCUCUAUUUCACUGAUAUAAGAUGAAAUAUAUGAUUUAACAUUACUGUAUAAUGUACAGCCUAGAAUAUAUAUAUAUUUUUUUU
Molecule: messenger RNA, 1597 nt
Organism: Sinocyclocheilus anshuiensis
Lineage: Eukaryota; Metazoa; Chordata; Actinopteri; Cypriniformes; Cyprinidae
Product: Na(+)/H(+) exchange regulatory cofactor NHE-RF1-like
Exons: 6
Coding region: 186-1283 (365 amino acids)
Biological process (GO): protein localization to plasma membrane
Cellular component (GO): apical plasma membrane
Molecular function (GO): signaling receptor binding; protein-membrane adaptor activity
Source: RefSeq, a predicted model, not a curated record